ACUCAUAACUCAUAACUCAUAACUCAUAACUCAUAACUCACUGCUCAAACUUUCUCUUUCUCUCUCAUCUCUUCUUUCUUCCUCACAAAAAGAAGACAAUACUCAACGUACGUACCUCAAACCCUAACAACUUGUUACUACUUUCUUAAUUCUUUUCGAUCUGUUCAAACUUCAAUGUGUUCAUGAUCAUACUUCCUUAAACUUCAACAUGAUUCGCACGAAAACUUUACUAUUAUCCGAUCAGUGUAUAUGAUUUCAUCGUUUAUUGACCGUUUGGAUCAUAUAUGCAUGAUAUCUUUAUCCAAAGACCAAAAAAAAAAGAAAGACAAGUAAAAAAAUGGCUGUUGUUCCGGAAUCAAGUACUAAUAAACAGCUUCAACAUAUGUUACAGUCUGCCGUGCAAGCAGUUCAAUGGACUUACAGCCUCUUUUGGCAAUUUUGUCCCCAACAACGGAUAUUAGUAUGGGAAGAUGGGUAUUACAAUGGGUCUAUAAAAACAAGAAAGACGGUGCAACAAAUGGACGCAACUGCGGAAGAAUCAUGUCUUCAGAGAAGCCAACAACUAAAAGAACUCUAUGAGUCGUUAUCCGCCGGAGAGUUAAACCAACCACCGGCAAGAAGGCCGUGUGCGGCGUUGUCACCGGAGGACUUAACGGAAACGGAGUGGUUUUAUCUCAUGUGUGUCUCUUUCUCUUUCCCUCCUGGUGUUGGGUUACCUGGAAAAGCAUAUUCAAAAGGUCAACAUAUGUGGCUAACUGGAGCAAAUGAGGUCGAUAGCAAAGUAUUUUCCAGAGCUAUUCUUGCCAAGAGUGCUCGAAUACAGACUGUAGUGUGCAUACCUGUAAUUGACGGUGUGGUGGAGUUAGGAUACACAGAAAGAAUUCAAGAAGACCCAUCUUUUAUUGAACAAGUCAGAUAUUAUUUCGACGACCACUACUACAAUCAACAACUCCAAAAUGGACCACCAUUACAAUCAAAACCAGCACUCUCGGAGCACUCUACCUCCAACCCAACUGCCUCUAACCAUUCCCACUUCCAGUCUCCUCUUGCCCCUGCCACCGUCAACCCACCACCCGUCCCUAGUACUGACGGUCCCAACGACAACAAUGAUGACGAGGAGACUGAAGGCGAGGCUGACUCAGAUCCUGAGGCCAAUACAACUCUUGUCUUGCCACUUAAGUUGGACCUAUGUUACCAAAAAGGUCUUACUGUCAUUCCUGACUCGUCUGAUGAGCCCAGCGAGUUAAUGCAGAUAGAAAUGCCUGAGGACAUACGACUCAGCUCCCCUGAUGUCGUAUCCAACAACCUUGACUCCAACUUCCCCUUAGUGGCGGCUGCUGAUACACCAGCCAGCCACCAGCAUCAUCCUGUUGACUCGUUCAUAGCAACCAAGUCAACUCGUAGAUGGCCAGUUAUGCAACAGCAACAGCAACAGCAACAGCAACAGUUACAGGAUCCAAUCAUUUUCAGCAACCUACUCCAGCCACCUCCUCCAGGUUUCACAACAAUGGAAAACCUCUCCCAAGAGGACACGCACUACUCCCAAACAGUCUCUAUCAUCCUCCAACUCCAAUCUAGUCGUUGGGCAGAAUCAUCUACUACCACCUCUAUUCCAACCUCCUCUUCUUACCUCUCGUACUCUUCAAACUCUGUCUUCUCAAGCUGGAGACCUAGGUCCAACCUCCACCACUUGCCAAUGGAAGGCACCUCGCAAUGCCUUCUGAAAAACAUCCUAUUAACAGUUCCUCUCCUACAUUCCAAAUACCGCGAAGAGAACAUUAGCUCACCCAAGUCAGACCCGCAGUACGGUAUCUUAGCUCGUGGGAAAGGCAGCAGCAGCGUCCCCCACGACGAGCUCUCGGCUAACCAUGUAUUAGCCGAGCGUAGGAGAAGGGAGAAGUUGAAUGAGAGGUUUAUAAUUUUGAGGUCAUUGGUGCCUUUUGUAACAAAAAUGGAUAAGGCCUCUAUUUUAGGGGACACUAUUGAGUAUGUGAAGCAGCUGCGAAAGAAGAUACAGGAACUUGAAGGCUGUACAAAGUCUGGAGACGAGAGAUAUAAGAGGAAAGUGCAGGUGGUAGAAGAAAGCAGCAGUGUCAGUGAAAUAAGGGCAAAGAAAACUGUAGCACAGUCGCAGCAAAGCAACAUGUUAGAGGUGUCGAUAAUAGAGAGUGAUGCAUUGGUGGAGUUGCAGUGCCCAUAUAAGGAGGGGUUGUUACUGGAUGUCAUGAUCACACUGAGAGACAUGUGCCUAGAAGUUACUACAGUGUUAUCCUCCCUAAACAAUGGCCUCCUUGCUGCAGAGUUAAGAGCCAAGGUUAAAGAAAAUGUCAAUGGAAAGAAACCCAGCAUAAUUGAAGUGAAGAGGGCUGUGAAUCAAAAAGUGCCUCAAAGUGACUCAUAAAUUCAAAGUACAUUGGAACAUAUGCAUGCACACUCAGCUCACUAAGUGAAGCACAGAACAGAACUGCUUAGCCUCAAAUGUUGCAGCUAAAAGAUAUGAUCAAGGACUGAAUGGCCGUAACCCUUUGAAACUGUGAAUGCUCGAAUUCAGAUAGCACACAGAACGUUGGAGUUGUAACUAAGGGGAAUUCAAACAUAGAAAAAAAACAGAAACUAACUACUGCUAAAUAUUCAGUAAAAAAAGACAUACAAAUGGAAAGGCGUUGACUAUAUACCCGUUUUGAAGAUCUCGUCGACCUUCAUUCUUCAGGCAAAGGGUUUCCUAAAGCAAUGCCCUUGAUCACAUGCCGACACUGAAACCUGCAAGAUGAUUGAACUAAGCGCAUAGUACUGUAAUAUCAUACAUCAAAUCCUCAUUAUGAUUACUGGUUAUGCUUGUAUUAGACUAUAAGUAUGAUGACAGGCCCAGGCCAAGGUAAAGCAAGUAGCCACCAACUGACACUUCUGGCACAAGGCAACAUCUUUCGGUAGAUGCAAGUAAGCAUGACAUCUUCCGUUUUUGAAAAAGUUAUUAGUAGCUAUGUUUUACAAGAUAGUUCUGAUAAUAUCAUUGGCCAACCAUAAA
Molecule: messenger RNA, 3025 nt
Organism: Spinacia oleracea (spinach)
Lineage: Eukaryota; Viridiplantae; Streptophyta; Magnoliopsida; Caryophyllales; Amaranthaceae
Product: transcription factor BHLH42
Exons: 9
Coding region: 338-2401 (687 amino acids)
Molecular function (GO): protein dimerization activity
Source: RefSeq, a predicted model, not a curated record